Clunio marinus is the source of this 309-nucleotide messenger RNA. Lineage: Eukaryota; Metazoa; Arthropoda; Insecta; Diptera; Chironomidae. The record is from the annotation of a GenBank genome assembly.
AUGAUGUCAGGUUUAAAUGCUAACAGGAUAAAACAUGAGAAAGUUCUAAAUGAAAUUGAUUGCCUCAAGGUUAUGUCUCUGUUGUUCCCUGCAUCACCCGAAUCAUUAAUCAAUUUAACAAUUCCGAUUUCGAUUGCAGUUCUCAUCUUUGACACGCUUCAUGCUCAUCCAAAUCAAACACACAUGCCACAAAUUGAAAAUAUAAACAGCUAUGAGAUCGAGAAAAAAUGCAUCUCAAACAUGGAAUUAAUAGCAACUGCUCCAAAACGUUCUCGUGAUCAUCUCAUUACCUCUCAUAACAAUGUGUGA